AUGGAUGGUGGUGGUGGUCCAAUACAUAGAGCUACUGGUUUAGGGAAAGAGGGUUUUUCCAAUUGGAGAAAUAAUCUUAACCCAAUGGAUGUCUUUUCAAGAUCCACAAGUAGGGCAGAAGAUGAAGAGGCACUGAAAUGGGCUGCAAUUCAGAAGUUGCCUACCGUUAAUCGUUUGAAGAAAAGUUUAUGGAUUUCAACAGAAGAUGGUGGUGGAGCCAGUGAAGUCGAUGUGCGUAAACUUGGACCCCAAGAAAGAAGGGCAUUGAUGGAGAAGUUACUGAGGGUUCCUGAAGAAGAUAAUGAGAAGUUCUUGUUGAGGCUCAAGAGCCGGUUUGAUAGAGUUGGAAUUGAAUUUCCUACCAUUGAAGUUCGGUUUGAGCAUCUAAAUGUUGAAGCAGAAGCACUAGUGGGAAGCAUGGCCCUGCCGACGUUCCUCAACUUUGGAACUAAUUUGUUAGAGGAAUUAUUGAAUUCUCUCCAUCUUCUUUCAAGUAGAAAGAAACACUUGAAUAUACUCAAGGAUGUCAGUGGAAUUAUCAAGCCAUCCAGAAUGACUUUGCUAUUGGGUCCUCCAAGUUCCGGAAAGACCUCACUUUUAUUGGCUUUGGCCGGAAAGCUCGAUUCCAAACUUAAGGUUUCUGGGAAUGUGACAUACAAUGGUCAUAGAAUGGAUGAAUUUGUGCCUCAGAGAAGUGCAGCAUAUAUCAGCCAACAAGAUCUCCAUAUGGGAGAAUUGACUGUCAGGGAAACAUUGGCGUUCGCUGCAAGGUGUCAAGGAGUUGGAACUCGCUAUGAUAUGUUAUCUGAGCUAUUAAGAAGAGAGAAAGAUGCGAAUAUCAAACCUGAUCUCGAUAUUGAUACCUUCUUGAAGGCAACAGCAACAGAAGGCCAGGAGAUCAAUGCGUACACAGAUUAUAUUCUCAAGAUUUUAGGACUAGAAGUCUGUGCAGAUACUGUGGUUGGAGAUCAGAUGAUUAGGGGAAUUUCGGGGGGACAAAGAAAGCGUGUUACAACAGGUGAGAUGCUUGUUGGACCGGUGAACGCAUUGUUUAUGGAUGAGAUAUCGACUGGCUUGGAUAGCUCAACAACUUUCCAGAUUGUGAAUUCAUUAAAACAAUUUGUUCACAUUCUUAAUGUAACUUGUAUCAUCUCUCUUCUCCAACCAGCGCCCGAGACAUAUAAUCUCUUUGAUGAUGUGAUUCUUCUAUCAGAAGGUCAGAUUGUGUACCAGGGUCCCCGUGAAUUUGUGCUAGAAUUUUUCGAAUCCAUGGGAUUCAGGUGUCCAGAAAGAAAAGGCGUAGCAGAUUUCUUGCAAGAAGUGACAUCAAUGAAAGAUCAACAGCAAUAUUGGGCAUCUAAAGAGUAUCCGUACCGUUUUGUUACAGUAAAGGAAUUCUCUGAAGCAUUCCAGUCAUUCCAUGUGGGAAGAAAACGCAGAGAUGAUCUUGCAAAUCCAUUUGACAAGCGUAAGAGUCAUCCUGCCGCGUUGACAACCAAAAAGUACGGAGUCAACAAUAAGGAGUUGCUUAAAGCUUGCUUCUCAAGGGAAGUGUUGCUUAUGAAGAGGAACUCAUUUGUUUACAUUACAAGACUGGCACAACUCGUUAUAAAUGGGCUGGUUGGAUCGACAAUCUUUCUACGGACGGAGAUGCAUCGAGACUCUGUAAUUGAUGGAGGAAUUUACAUGGGUGCCUUGUUCUUCACUAUCAUAAACAUUUUCUUCAAUGGCAUGGCAGAAUUUCCCAUGACUAUUGAAAAACUUCCGGUGUUUUUCAAGCAAAGGGACCACUUUAUCUAUCCUGGGUGGGCGUAUUCUCUUCCAAUUGCGAUCCUCAAGAUUUUCAUAGCAUUCGUGGAAGUAGGAGUUUGGAUAGUUAUCACCUAUUUUCUCAUUGGACUUGAUCCAGAUGUUGGAAGGUUUUUCAAACAGCUUUUCUUGCUAUUGGUUAUUCACCAGAUGGCUUCUGCAUUUUUUCGAUUUAUUGCUGUAUUGGGAAGGAAUGUAGUUGUUGCCAACACAUUUGGGACAUUUGCAAUUUGCAUACUUGUAACAUUGGGUGGCGUGGUCCUUUCACGAGAUAAGAUACAAGUUUGGUGGCAAUGGGGCUACUGGAUUUCACCAAUGAUGUAUGGGCAACAUGCAAUAGCGGUUAAUGAGUUCCUUGGAGAUAGUUGGCGUAAGGUUCUUCCAAACUCAACCGAAACUCUUGGAGUGUCAGUUUUGAGAUCUAAGGGGUUCUUCCCAUACUCAUAUUGGUAUUGGAUUGGAUUAGGGGGAUUACUCGGAUACUCAGUAUUGUGCAACAUAGGAGCCACUUUGGCUUUCUCUUUUCUCAAUCCAUUUAGAAAGCACCAGGCUGUUUUACCAGAAGACUCCCAAAAUGAUGCUGACAAAACUGGAGGGUCUGUUCAGUUAUCACUCCAUGGACAUAAACGAAAAACAGAGAGUCGAAGGGGAACUAUUAGAAGCACCUCAUCUUGGUCAUCAUCCAUACGAGAGCCAGAAGCUAAACAUAACAAGAAAACUGGAAUGGUUCUUCCUUUUGAACCCCAUUCAAUCACCUUUGAUGAAAUCACGUACUCCGUCGAUAUGCCACAGGAAAUGAAACAUCAAGGUGUCCUUGAGGACAAAUUGGUUCUUCUGAAUGGUGUAAGUGGUUCUUUCAGGCCUGGUGUCCUUACAGCCCUAAUGGGAGUAAGUGGUGCUGGUAAAACUACUUUGAUGGAUGUACUAGCGGGCAGGAAAACUGGUGGUUACGUUGAGGGAAAUAUCACAAUUUCUGGAUACCCAAAGAAGCAAGAAACAUUUGCUAGGAUUUCUGGAUAUUGCGAGCAAACUGACAUCCACACACCUCAUCUCACUGUAUAUGAGUCCUUGCUCUACUCUGCUUGGCUUCGUCUCCCCCCUGAAGUGGACGAUGAGACCAGAAUGAUGUUCAUUGAGGAAGUCAUGGAGCUUGUAGAACUAAACCCACUGAGGAAAGCUUUAGUUGGGAUGCCUGGAGUCGAUGGACUGUCAAUUGAGCAGCGGAAGAGGCUUACAAUAGCAAUCGAGCUAGUGGCAAACCCAUCCAUUAUAUUUAUGGAUGAGCCAACUUCAGGUCUGGAUGCAAGAGCUGCUGCCAUUGUUAUGAGAACAGUUCGAAACACUGUUGACACCGGAAGAACAGUUGUGUGCACAAUCCACCAACCAAGCAUUGACAUAUUUGAAGCUUUUGAUGAGCUAUUCCUAUUGAAGCAAGGAGGACAAGAGAUAUACGUGGGUCCUUUGGGUCGCCAUUCAUGCCAUCUUAUCAGAUAUUUUGAGGAUAUUCAAGGGGUCAAUAGAAUCACAGCUGGUUAUAAUCCAGCUACCUGGAUGUUGGAAGUUACAGGUUCAGCGCAAGAAAUAGCUCUGGGGGUUGAUUUUACUGAACUUUACAGAAGUUCAGAACUGUACAGGAGAAACAAAGCACUUAUUCAAGAUCUAAGUACGCCGCUUCCUGGUUCGAAGGAACUGCAUUUUCCUACUGUCUACUCGCAGUCAUUUUUCGUCCAAUGUCUUGCUUGCUUAUGGAAACAGCAUUGGUCAUAUUGGCGCAACCCAUCAUACACAGCCGUAAGGAUGAUCUUCACGACAAUCAUAGGGUUGAUGUUCGGGUCAAUAUUCUGGCACUUAGGAUCCAAAGUGGAAACCCGACAAGAUCUUUUUAAUGCGAUGGGUGUGAUGUACACUUCCGUUGGCUUUAUUGGGAUCCAAAAUGCAGGAACUGUGCAGCCCGUUGUGGCCAUUGAAAGAAUGGUCUUCUACAGAGAAAGAGCUGCUGGAAUGUAUUCAGCCCUGCCAUACGCCAUUGCCCAAGUGGCUAUUGAAAUCCCGUAUAUUUUUGUUCAAGCUGUAGUUUUUGGCGUUAUCGUCUAUUCCAUGAUUCAAUUCCAGUGGACUGCUGUUAAAUUCUUGUGGUUCUUCUUCUUCCUGUUUACCCUGUUAUUGUACUAUACAUUCUAUGGCAUGAUGGCAAUAGCCUUGUCACCAAAUCAACAAGUCGGAUCUAUAAUGUCCUCCGCCGUUUACGGAAUGUGGAGUCUCUUUUCAGGAUUCUUGAUCCCAAGAACCAGGAUUCCAAUCUGGUGGAGAUGGUACUACUGGGCAAAUCCAUUGGCCUACAGCUUGUAUGGAUUCAUUUCAUCGUUGUUUGGUGACUUGAAGAAUAGGCUCGACACAGGAGAAACAGUGGAAGAAUUCAUAGAGAGUUAUUUCGGUUUCAGGCAUGAUUUCAUUGGAGUUGUUGCAGCUGUGACAAUUGGGUUUACAGUCCUUUUUGCAUUCUUGUUUGCCUUUGGUAUUAAGGUACUUAACUUUCAACAGCGAUAAGAAGUGUAUCGAUUCAUGUAGAACCAAACAAGAAGAAUGUGAAAUAAAGCU
Messenger RNA from Tripterygium wilfordii, 4407 nucleotides. Its product is annotated as pleiotropic drug resistance protein 1-like. The record is from RefSeq and is a predicted model, not a curated record. The transcript is spliced from 24 exons. Gene Ontology annotation, cellular component: membrane. Lineage: Eukaryota; Viridiplantae; Streptophyta; Magnoliopsida; Celastrales; Celastraceae. Gene Ontology annotation, molecular function: ATP hydrolysis activity; ATP binding; ABC-type transporter activity. Bases 1 to 4356 code for a protein of 1451 amino acids.